UUCAACUGAAAUCUAUAUUAGGUAUCAUAGCCAAUAUUUAAUUUAGACAUAAGAAAAAGAAAUAGAAGCCUACACGUUUAUAAAUAAAGGUACAAUUACGAAGUCCUGAGAAAACCAAGAUAAAAAGAAAAGAAAAAUAUGCAUGUAGACAUCACUCCUCCAUAACCUUACACAGUGCUCUCCUACCAAAUAAAUACCCCACCAUCGCACCAUCCACCUUUCUUCUCUUUUUAUCUUUCCUAUACCCACAGUAGACAAAUCAUACAUAUCUCUCUCUCUCUCUCUCAAAAUGUCCAUCUUCUUCUGGAAGAACCUGCUCAAAUGCUUGCCCACCACAACUGCAUCUUCAAACGCAUUAAACUCCGAACAAGAACAUACCCAUCUAUUACCACCACCAACUGUCUCCACCACCACCACCAUUGCCACCGAUUCUAGUACUGCAUCAAUUAUGAUAAAGAACGUCAACUCCCUCUAUGACCUUUCCUCAGCUUCCACCUCCAAAUCUCUCAGUACUCCUUCCACCUAUUCAUUCUCUUCCUCUUCCUCUGGCUCUGACGUCGACUCGCCCCCUGACUUUGCUGCUAUCUUUGCUUCCCAGCGGUUCUUCUUCUCCUCUCCUGGCCGCUCCAACUCCAUCAUAGAAUCACCAGAAACACCAUCAGCUGAGCCUCAAACACCACUGAACGGAGGUGUCGCAGUUAAAAAGUACUCACCCGAUCCUUACGCUGAUUUUAGGCAAUCAAUGCUAGAAAUGAUUGAAGCAAGAAAGCCAAGAGACGUGAAGGCUGAUUGGGACUACUUGCAUGAGUUGCUCUCUUGUUAUCUUAACUUGAACCCUAAACAGACUCACAAAUUUAUAAUUAGUGCUUUUGCUGAUAUAGUCAUUUGCUUACUAACCUCAUCUUCUUCGGAAUCCGACACCCUCCAGAAGCCUGAAGGACGCCGGCGGCAGCAUAAUGUUUCAAGUUGGUCGGUGCAGUAAUUGAUUAGUAACAUUUCUUUUUUGGUUAAGAAAUGUUAGAGAUAGUUUUUUGUUUUGUUCCUUGUUUAAUGGAGUUAAUUUUGUCUUUGGUGAAAAGGGAUGUUUCUCAUGGAAGAAGACAAAGGGUAAAAUAUGUAAUUUGUUAAUUUGGAAACCAAGGAAAGCGUGGGAUGUGUUAAUGUCUCGAUGCAUGUUAUGAAUAUAUUUUUACUUUAAAUUGAGAAAUUUGUUCUUUUGUUGAUAAGAGACCAACAUGACAAAUAAUGCAUGUGUGUGUUCUCUUGUUUUAAAUGUUUCUUAUCUCGGACCUUAA
Molecule: messenger RNA, 1295 nt
Organism: Ricinus communis (castor bean)
Lineage: Eukaryota; Viridiplantae; Streptophyta; Magnoliopsida; Malpighiales; Euphorbiaceae
Product: transcription repressor OFP12
Exons: 1
Coding region: 290-982 (230 amino acids)
Biological process (GO): negative regulation of DNA-templated transcription
Source: RefSeq, a predicted model, not a curated record